This is a messenger RNA of Chenopodium quinoa (quinoa), 3231 nucleotides long. RefSeq names its product GDSL esterase/lipase At1g29670-like. Lineage: Eukaryota; Viridiplantae; Streptophyta; Magnoliopsida; Caryophyllales; Amaranthaceae. Bases 612 to 1664 code for a protein of 350 amino acids. Gene Ontology annotation, molecular function: hydrolase activity, acting on ester bonds. The record is from RefSeq and is a predicted model, not a curated record. The transcript has 5 exons.
CAGUUCAGUUCAGCACAUUUCAGUCAAUAAGAACAAGCCUUAUAAUGAAACACCUUUUUGUAUACUAAAAAUAUAGAAUAGAUAAUUCCAUAUGUAACUAUAUAAGUAUGGUGCGUGAUUAGUCACGUUAAAAAAAGUGGAGAUUGAGCCAAGAAAAAAUAAAUUAACUUUUAGAGAAUCAAUAGAACAAAAUAAAAAAAUAUGGAUAUGGACUUGGUCAAGCAAAGUCUAAAUGCCGAAAUGGUACUAUAAUAUUUGAUGGUCAAUAUUGAAUCUAAUAAAACAAGUAGAAUUAUGAUGCAUUUGUAACACUUACCGUGCUUUGUGAUAAUCCACUACUUCUUCAUAAAUUUUGUGAAGCAAAUAAUCUAAACUUGAACAAAAAUAGGAAUUUGAGCCAAAAAUUCACACUACUUGCACACUUGUUGCAAUAUUUAGUAUAUUACUAUAUUUGUUAAUUACUUGCAUUUUCGCUUUAAAAGCUUCACUAAUCCGAAAUAAAAUAAAAUUAAACUUUAACAUAAAUCUCUAGCUCUUAAUCUCAACAAAAGAAAAUUACAAAAAAAGAUUAAAAAAAAAAAAUCUCUCUUACUUAAAAAAAAAAAGGUUCAAUGAGUUUAGUAGCGUUGGUAUCAAUACUAGUUGUUAGCUUGCAACUAAAUUGGGUUAAUGGGGCACCAAAAGUGCCUUGUUUCUUCAUAUUUGGAGACUCACUAUCAGAUAGUGGCAAUAACAAUAACCUUAUAACAACGGCCAAGUGCAAUUUUCCACCCUAUGGAAUAGAUUUUCCUAACGGCCCUACCGGAAGAUUUACUAAUGGAAGGACAACCGUUGAUCUUAUUGGUGAUCAUCUUGGUUUACCGCACUAUAUCAAACCCUUUGCAAGUAUACCAGAGGAUGAAAUUAUGGAUGGUGUUAACUAUGCAUCUGGUUCUUCGGGUAUUCUCGAUGAAACGGGUUUUCAAGUGGGGGAUCGAGUUUGUAUGAAUAAACAGGUGAAUAAUCACAGAGAAGUAGUAUCAAAGAUUAAAAAUAAACUAGGCUCUAAAAAUGCUGGUAUUCACCUCAACAAAUGCCUAUACUCCAUCUAUGUUGGAAGCAACGACUGGAUGUUUAACUAUUUUAUGCGACCAACUGUUAUGGCCACACACAUGAUUCCCGGUGUCUAUGCUGAUGAACUCAUUAAAGAAUUAACCGGUCAAAUCAAUACUAUUAUUAGCCUGGGAGCAAGGAAGAUCAUAUUAUUUGGGCUCUCACCACUUGGUUGUCUUCCAAUACUAAAUUUAGUUCAGACUUGUUCAGGAUUCAUCAAUGGUGUAUUGAAGGAUUAUAAUCACAAGUUGAAAUCGCUAGUUUAUAAUUAUAACAGCAAACACCCAGGAGUCAAAUUGGUGUUCAUAAACAGUAUGGAUAUCAUCUCUGCAAAUAAUCUUGAAAAUCUUGUUAGAGUGGGAUUGAAAAAUACAAAUCAACCAUGUUGUGGAGUGGCAGCAGAAUGUAUCCCAUUUAGUCCACCAUGUAGCGAUCGAAAAGCACGAGCAUAUUGGGAUCAAGAACAUCCUACCGAGGCUGCUAACAAGAUUUUGGCUUCAAGAGCCUACAAAGCCAAAAUGUCCACGGACACUUAUCCUAUGGACAUAAGCGCUUUAGCGGCUCACCACUAAAACCAGUGCAUUCAACUACAAAAUACAAAAACAAACAGAUACGGAAUACAAAGAGCUAACAUUUGAUGUGGUUGCGCUUGUCAUUUUCGACAGGGCUCGUGCACGGUGCACAAGCUUCUCAAAUAACUUCAAUUUUUUUUCUUCAAAUUUAGCCAUUUAGGUGAGUCGUGAAGAAAAAUAAGAGCCAUGGCACAAUUGGUUAGUCCAAUUAGUCCCAUGACGCGAUUUAAACGUUUUAAAUUGCACAAACAAUCUCCCAUUUGUGAGUUAACAAACAAUUGAAAACUUGUAAUCACACAUUUGCAAAAUAUAAUGGAAAUACAGCAGCUUUGAUCAAUUUUUUGGAUACUAUUGGCAUUAAUAGACUUGUUUUUUUUUUUUUUUUUAUUGACUGACUAAUUUUGUAUUAUUUUUUGUACCAAUAUUACAUUACCCAAAAAAAUAAUCCAAAAUAAAGAUUCAUCUAUAGUUCAUCCUAAGAGACUUAGAAAUGGCUCCAUGACUAAAAUAGCCCUCAACAUGGAUGGCUUUCCUCUUUCUGAUAUUCGAUUCGGGGGCGAAAGUAUAGAUAGGCAGGGGAAUUAACAGAGGAAUAGAUCUUGAAUAAAGUGGUGAUUUGAAGAGAUGGGUGAUAUCUUGAAGAGGCCUUCUAGCAGAUAUUCUGCGGCAUUUGAGACACUUGCUUUGAAAUUGAAAAACUGUGUUUGUGACUUGCUUUGAUGAAGUGAAAGGUGGGAUGUUCUCCUUGUUAGCCUGCAUUGAACUUACCAUUUUACUUUUAUGAGGAAUGGAGGAAGAUGAUUGACCCCAAAGAGACAAGACCUCGAAGACCGGCUUUUCGAGCCGGCUGGAUGAUAAUGUGACAAGCAACACAAGUUUUGAUUGAGAGAGAUUUUAGGGGUGUUGAGUGAAUGAAAUAUGAGUUGAAGAAAAUGAGCUAUAUAGGAGAAAAAGGAGGGAAAUAUGAAACUUUUUUUUUUUGGGGUGUAUUUUUAUUCAAAUUAUGUUUGAGUUUUGAGUUUGGAGGGAGAAAAAUAUGUGAAAAAUAUGUGAGUUUUAAGGGAAUAGCGCAAAGUUGAAAUUACACCUGAAAAUUUUGCAACCAAAAAACGCAUCUAUAAAAUUCAAUUUUAGGUAUCACCCUUUUUGUAUUAUUAUUUGAUGUGCUUGUACGGAGCACUUCUUACUCCCUUAGGCUAGGGAUAUUCAAAAAUAUCAGAUCUGUUUUGUUCAAAAUUCCGAUGAUUCGACUUGAAAUUUUGGAUAUUUAAUUCGGUUAUACAAUUUCAAAUAAUUUGAAUUAGAAAUUCAAAAAAAAAUAAAAAAUCGGGCUUUUGGAUCAGAUACAAAUUGGAAUUUUUUCAAAUAUUUUAGCAACCCGUUUAUACGAUCUGAAAUUUUGGAUUGAAUUUGGAUUGCAGUUCGUUACAUAAAAUGUCUUUCACCGACCCUCUUAUAAGAAGGAUGGUUAUUUAACAAUUUAAGUCAAUUAUCAUCUAUCCUAUAAUAUGAAAAUAAAUGUAUACUUCUUCUGUUUUUUAAUACUUGCAAUACUUUUUUUAAAUGA